AGCACUCACUAAGCGGUUGAAGUAACCAGAAACUGUAUCGAGGAGUGCUCGUAUUUUGUUGUGUUUGUUUUUUUUAAGUUCAAAAAUUUGUUUCAAUUCUUAAAAUACAUUUAAAAAAAAUGUUUUCAAUCAAAUUAAUGAUUUUCUUGAUUGCCAGUGGUGCAACUAUAACAAUCACCGGUGCUGUUGAAGAAAAGAUUAACGUUUUAGUCAUGUACGAAUCACUUUGUCCCGACAGUGUUCGUUUUAUGACAAACCAACUUGGACCGAAUUAUGAUUCCUUAAAGGAUGUAAUUAAUGUUAACCUAGUACCAUUUGGAAAAUCAGAGAGCGUUAAUAAUGGAGCACAGUUUUUCUGUCAGCAUGGUCCGGCCGAAUGUGAAGGCAAUCGCAUGCAAUCAUGUGUUCUAGACCAAACCUCCAAUCAAGAUGCUCAAGUUAAAUUUGCAGUUUGCCAAAUGAGCGGACAAUAUGAUUCCUCCAGUCAAUAUUGUGCUCAAUUAGCUGGACUAUCAGGAGAUAUCACAGAAUGCAUGAACUCAGACCUAGGAACUGUUUUACAAUUGGAAGCCGAAAAGAUAACUAAGAUCUAUGAUCCUUCUUUUGUUCCCACUAUUGUCUAUGAUGGCAAAUUUGAUCAGAAGCUACAAGAUCGUUCACUUUCCAACUUCAAGGAUGUGGUCUGCAGUCUUCUACAGGAACGUGGUUCUAUUGCAUUUAAUACCGUUUGUUAAAAUAUGUGUUUGUUUGUAACUUUUAAAGACAUAAAGGAUUAAAAAACAGAAAAA
Messenger RNA from Eupeodes corollae, 788 nucleotides. RefSeq names its product GILT-like protein 1. Gene Ontology annotation, molecular function: oxidoreductase activity, acting on a sulfur group of donors, disulfide as acceptor. The coding region runs from base 120 to 734 and encodes 204 amino acids. The transcript has 4 exons. The record is from RefSeq and is a predicted model, not a curated record. Lineage: Eukaryota; Metazoa; Arthropoda; Insecta; Diptera; Syrphidae.